AUGGCGGCUGCGUCGGCGGCGGAGGUGAGGUACGGGAUAGUCGGGGUGGGGAUGAUGGGGCGGGAGCACCUCCACAACCUCGCCCACCUCGCCGCCGAGGUCGAGCGGGAGCAGUCCGUCCGGGUCCCGGUCACCGGCCUCGCCGACCCCCACCAGGAGUCGCUCCGCCUCGGCCUCCAGCUCGCCGCCGAGCUCGGCCUCCCAGCUCCCCAGACCUUUUCAGGUCACCGCGAGCUGCUGGACAGCGGGCUCUGUGACGCCAUCAUCGUAUCGUCCCCAAACAUGACCCACUACGAGAUACUCAUGGACAUCAUCGGCCACCGCGAACCGCACCACAUUCUUGUCGAGAAGCCGCUGUGCACCACUGUGCAGGACUGCAAGAAGGUCAUUGAAGCGGCUAAACAGAGACCAGACAUACUCGUGCAAGUUGGAUUAGAAUACAGGUAUAUGCCACCAGUUGCUAAGCUGAUAGACAUCGUUAAGAGCGGUACACUAGGACAAGUCAGAAUGGUGGCAAUACGCGAACACCGUUUUCCUUUCCUUGUCAAGGUGAAUAACUGGAAUAGAUUCAAUUGUAACAGUGGGGGAACUCUAGUAGAGAAGUGCUGCCACUUCUUUGAUUUGAUGAGACUGUUUGCAGCUGCAAAUCCAGUUCGUGUGAUGGCCUCAGGAGCCAUCGAUGUUAACCAUAAGGAUGAAGUUUAUGAUGGAAAGGUACCAGAUAUUAUUGAUAAUGCAUAUGUGAUAGUAGAAUUUGAUAAUGGCUCUCGUGGCAUGCUUGAUCUCUGCAUGUUUGCUGAAGGAAGUAGAAACGAGCAAGAAAUUUGUGUGGUUGGUGACAUUGGGAAGGGUGAAACUUUUGUUCCAGAGAGCAUUGUCAGGUUUGGAAAGAGAGCAGGAGGCAGAGAUGGAGUUGUAACAGUAAUGGCGGAAGAUGAACGGAUCAAGUAUCAAGGUCUUCAUCAUGGAUCCAGCUAUUUGGAACACCUCAAUUUCUUGUCUGCUAUAAGGGCUCAAGGUGCAUCUGGACCAUCUGUCAACUUAAGUGACGGUCUACUAUCUGUUGCCAUCGGUGUGGCUGGGCAAUUAUCCAUCGAGAAGGGCCGGUUUGUAACCAUGGAAGAGGUACAUGGACUUAAGAGUGCUCAAGACUGA
Messenger RNA from Miscanthus lutarioriparius, 1155 nucleotides. The record is from the annotation of a GenBank genome assembly. NCBI's taxonomy places the organism in Eukaryota, Viridiplantae, Streptophyta, Magnoliopsida, Poales, Poaceae.